GGCGGGCGACAACGGCGGCGGCGGGGCCCGUAGUAAGGGUGGGCGGCGGGGCCGGACAUGGCGGUACGGGCCGGGCCGCGGGAAGAUGAAUAAGGGCUGGUUGGAGCUGGAGAGCGACCCCGGUCUCUUCACACUCCUGGUCGAAGAUUUUGGGGUCAAGGGAGUGCAGGUUGAAGAGAUUUAUGAUCUGCAGAGCAAAUGCCAGGGCCCUGUGUAUGGGUUCAUCUUCCUGUUCAAGUGGAUCGAGGAGCGCAGGUCACGCCGGAAGGUCUCAACCCUGGUGGAUGAGACGUCAGUGAUUGAUGAUGACAUCGUUAAUAACAUGUUCUUUGCUCACCAGCUGAUCCCCAAUUCCUGUGCCACCCAUGCCCUGCUGAGCGUCCUCCUCAACUGCAACAAUGUUGACCUGGGCCCCACACUGAGCCGCAUGAAGGAUUUCACCAAAGGGUUCAGCCCUGAGAGUAAAGGCUAUGCCAUCGGCAACGCCCCGGAGCUGGCCAAGGCACACAACAGCCAUGCCAGGCCGGAGCCACGGCACUUGCCGGAAAAGCAGAACGGUAUCAGCGCCGUGCGAACCAUGGAGGCUUUUCACUUCGUCAGUUAUGUCCCCAUCAAGGGACGGCUGUUUGAGCUGGAUGGGCUGAAGGUCUACCCCAUUGACCACGGGCCAUGGGCUGAAGAUGAGGAAUGGACAGACAAAGCCAGGAGAGUGAUCAUGGAGCGCAUCGGCCUGGCCACAGCAGGGGAGCCGUACCACGACAUCCGCUUCAACCUGAUGGCAGUGGUGCCCGAUCGGAGGAUGAAGUACGAAUCCAAACUUCACAUCCUGAAGCUGAACCGCCAGACUGUGCUGGAGGCCCUGCAGCAGCUUAUCCGAGUAACUCAGCCUGAGCUGAUCCAGACCCAGAAGUCUCAAGAGUCUCAGCCUUCUGAAGAGGCAAAGCCAGCCAGCAGCAAGACCGUGGUUCCAGAGAGCACCCAUCCAGACAGCACCGAUGAGCCUGCCAGCCAGGGCCACCCCACAGCCACCCAGAGCCCACCCAGCAAAUCCAAACCUGUGGCAAAGACAUCAGGGAGCAGCAUCAACGGGGCACCUCCGGCCAACCCCAUCGUGCAGCGGCUCCCAGCCUUCCUGGAUAAUCACAACUAUGCCAAAUCCCCCAUGCAGGAAGAGGAAGACCUUGCAGCAGGAGUGGGUCGCAGCCGGGUCCCAGUCCGACAGCACCAGCAGUAUUCAGACGAUGAGGAUGACUAUGAUGAUGAUGAGGAGGAAGAAGUUCGUAACACCAACUCAGCCAUCAGGUACAAAAGGAAAGGGCAGGUAAAGCAGGAGCACGUGGCGGGGGCUGCGGAUGGCCAGCUCUCCGUCCUCCAGCCCAACACCAUCAACGUCCUGGCUGAGAAACUGAAGGAAUCUCAAAAGGAUCUUUCCAUUCCCCUCUCCAUCAAGACCAGCGGCGGGGGUGCCGCCGUGGCGGUGGUCACCCACUCCCAGCCCUCUCCCACCCCCAGCAAUGAGAGCACAGACACCGCUUCCGAGAUCGGCAGCGCCUUCAACUCCCCGCUGCGCUCUCCCAUCCGCUCGGCCAACCCCACCCGCCCCUCCAGCCCCGUCACCUCCCACAUCUCCAAGGUGCUCUUUGGGGAGGAGGAUGGGCUGCUCCGCCUCGACUCCAUACGCUACAACCGGGCCGUCCGGGACCUGGGGCCCGUCAUCAGCACCAGGCUGCUGCACCUCACGGAGGACGGCAUCUUCUGCUCGCUGGCUGCUGCAGAUGGGGGGAAAAGCUCCCCCCCUUCCAUCAAACCUGGUGAAGAGGCUCUGGUUGCAGUCAAACUGGACGAGAAGGAGGGCACUGAGGCCAGUGACAGCAAAGAGAAGGUGGGACUUGGCAGGACCAGUGAUCACCCUGGGGGGGAAAAGUAUUCUCCCAAGGAGCUGCUGGCACUGCUGAAGUGUGUGGAGGCAGAGAUUGCAAACUACGAGGCCUGCCUGAAGGAAGAGGUGGAAAAAAGGAAGAAAUUCAAGAUCGAUGACCAGAGGAGAACCCACAACUAUGAUGAGUUCAUCUGUACCUUCAUCUCCAUGCUGGCCCAGGAAGGCAUGCUGGCCAGCCUGGUGGAGCAGAACAUCUCCGUCCGCAGGAGGCAGGGAGUCAGCAUCGGCCGCCUGCACAAGCAGAGGAAGCCAGACCGGCGGAAACGCUCCCGCCCCUACAAAGCCAAGCGCCAGUAGCCUGGGGGCCAAGACUGUGAGGAGGAGCAGCUGCUGGGCUUUGUGGUGCUGGGCAGUGGCCUUUGGAUCUACAUUACCCUUUGCCCAAGGAAAGGGGACCACAGUGACAAACCCUCAGCCGAGGUGGAGCCUGGGAACAGAGAGAAGUUGGGUUUUCCUGUGAGCCAGUUGUGACAGGCAGGAACACGUUGUCUUGAGGAGUGUCCCUGCAGCUGAAGGCAAGUGCCAUGGCAGCACUGGGAUGCCAUGGGCCCAUGUCUUGGUGCCGUGGCUGAGGACAGUGGCAGGAAGGGAAGAGCCCACCCAACCCCUCUGGCAUUGCAGGAGCGCCGGCGAUGCUGGAAUGAGGCUGUGCUGGCCGCAGCUGGCUGUGGCUUGUGUCCUGUGUCCAGCCCAUCAGCUCUGUGCUUCCCCAGGAUAUUCAUGUCUGUUUUUUAUCCUUCUCCCUCCCCCAAACUUAUUUUUCAUUCUGACCUACUCUGUGGCUGUCGCUGAGCAAGACAGCUCCCGAACAGAGCCCAUUCUCCUUGCAUCAACCCCCCAUGCCACUGCCCAGCUCCCAGAGCUGGCUCAUGCAAGGGCCAGGCAGGUCCUGCCUUGUCCUUGUGCCCUCGCUGGGAUGGGGAUGGCACCACCUCAGCCAGGCUCCUCCUGGGCCUUGGCAGCUCUUGAUGGGCUCGUUCCUGGAGCUGGGUCUUGUGCCCAGCCCUCUGUGGUGAUGCUGGGGACUGGCACGUGGCUCUGCUGCUCCCCUAGGGACCAGCACGGUGGCCCUGGCAGUGCCUUGGGGCCACACAAGUUGGAUGUUGGAUGUGGAGUCAUUUGGUGCCCUUGGCAAAGCUUGUGUAUGUCGAGAGAGGUGACAGUGGCUGCUGUCAUGCUCAUGGCAGGACAGGGACUGCAGUGGUGGGAGGCUGAAACUGCUCCUCCUGCCCCAGCUGCUUACUGGGUGCUAACCCAGAGUGUGCUGGGGAGAACAGCAGCUGUUCCCCCCCCCUUGCUUUUCACCUUCCACCUCUGCAAGCCCUGAUCCUUCUGCCUGUCCCCAGCAGCCCAGCAGAAAUCCCAGAAGCCAUAGGUUGGCACCUCUCUUCUGAGGGGACAAGGGGACCUGCCACAGGAGAGGACUGAAUUUUGCAGCUGUGCAAAUUUGUAUAGAUCUUGAUUAUGGAAUGAAACUGUUUUUUGGUAUUUGUUGAAGGGAAGAAAAAUCCUUCUGUCUUUUGCUGUGUCUAAUAUCAAGUGCUGUAAAUAAUGAUCUGUC
Calypte anna (Anna's hummingbird) is the source of this 3500-nucleotide messenger RNA. It is a transcript of the gene BAP1, whose product is annotated as BRCA1 associated protein 1. Lineage: Eukaryota; Metazoa; Chordata; Aves; Apodiformes; Trochilidae. The record is from RefSeq and is a predicted model, not a curated record. Gene Ontology annotation, cellular component: cytoplasm. The coding region runs from base 86 to 2236 and encodes 716 amino acids. Gene Ontology annotation, molecular function: cysteine-type deubiquitinase activity. The transcript has 17 exons. Gene Ontology annotation, biological process: protein deubiquitination; ubiquitin-dependent protein catabolic process.